This is a messenger RNA of Phymastichus coffea, 766 nucleotides long. It is a transcript of the gene Fdx1, whose product is annotated as adrenodoxin-like protein 1, mitochondrial. Gene Ontology annotation, biological process: positive regulation of oxidoreductase activity; P450-containing electron transport chain. Gene Ontology annotation, cellular component: mitochondrion. The transcript has 4 exons. The record is from RefSeq and is a predicted model, not a curated record. The coding region runs from base 125 to 631 and encodes 168 amino acids. Gene Ontology annotation, molecular function: 2 iron, 2 sulfur cluster binding. Lineage: Eukaryota; Metazoa; Arthropoda; Insecta; Hymenoptera; Eulophidae.
UACAUCUCGCUGUACCGCCACUCGUCAAUGUAAUUUAGACACACGUAUGUAAGUACAAACAUAAUCGUCGUCGCGUUCUUUAGAUGUCGCAUUAUGUUAGGUUCGAUUGCCGCGAAUUUGUAAGAUGACAUUCGUACUUCGUUUGCUCAAGACUUACCCGAGGAAGUGUGCCGAUUCAAGGUGGCUUACGAGAACAGUAACGAAGUCGAGGUUACACUUGACUGCCGGCCUCUUACACGGCGAAUACGAGUAUCAAGAUCCAAAGUCCGAGGAUGAAAUUGUGAACAUAGUGUACAUUGAUAAAGAUGGCAAAAAAAUACCAAUCAGAGGGAAAGUUGGAGACAAUGUGCUUUACCUAGCUCAUAGGCAUAACAUUGAAAUGGAAGGAGCUUGUGAAGCUUCUUUAGCUUGCACAACAUGUCAUGUGUAUGUUCACUACAAUUACUUAGAUGUGCUCCCAGAAGCUGAAGAAAAGGAAGAGGAUCUUUUAGAUUUGGCACCUUGUUUAAAGGAAAACUCCAGAUUAGGUUGCCAAAUUAUUUUGACUAAAGAAAUGGAGGGUAUGGAAUUAACGCUACCUUCAAUCACUCGAAAUUUUUAUGUAGAUGGGCAUACUCCAACUCCUCAUUGAAAAAAUACCAUCAAAAGCAUUGUAAAUAUUUAAUUGAUGGAAUGCCACAAUUAGUUCCAUAAUUUUUGUAGAAUACCUUUGUUUUCAUCGUUGGCAAGAUAAAAUGAAAACCACAAUUUAAUUGUGUAUAUAUAU